GUGAAAAUGUGGACUAGCAAUAAUCGCCGUACAGGCCUUGUGUGGUUGACUUGUGUUUUGGUAACAUAUUUAUGCAAUUGCCAAGCAAUAUACACAUUCACGAGCUCCGAAACGACAUCAAAUCUGCCCGACACAACUACGGUCACAACUUCGUCAACCAGUACCGAGCCACAGACCACAAGCCAGCCAUCCAUUUCUACAGGUGAGUAA
Messenger RNA from Dicrocoelium dendriticum, 210 nucleotides. The record is from the annotation of a GenBank genome assembly. Lineage: Eukaryota; Metazoa; Platyhelminthes; Trematoda; Plagiorchiida; Dicrocoeliidae.